CUUCCCACAGAUCUUAACAAUCGCCGACGAACAUUUAAAGCAACAACUUUUGAUAUUUCAAAAACGGAUCGGUCAAGGACACUUUGGUCCAUUCCAUCUAUUUUUCUCAGUUUAAAUAUUACCAUUCCACUGCCGGAGUAUUUCAUGCACUUUUUGUUUGUUUUUAUUUUUCUUCGUUUUUGUUUUUGUUUUUGUUUGAUAUAUAUAUAUAUAUGCCGGAUUGAGGAGAACACAAGGAGAUUUGGAGCGCUUGUCUCAUUUUGAGUUUAUAAGGUGUCAGAAACCAGAAGGUUGUUUGGUUCUUGAGAAACUUGUGAGGGAUCUUGGGUCGUGGUGGUUUUUCGUUCGAAGGUGAUUGGGAGAGAUGGGUUUCUUUAGCACUAUAUUCGGUUUUUUUGGAUUUGGAGUUGGGAUUUCGAUGGGUCUUGGGAUUGGUUAUUACCUCUUCAUCUACUUCCAGCCUACUGAUGUUAAGGAUCCUGAAAUCCGUCCACUGGUUGAGCUAGACUCAGAAACUUUGCAACGGAUGCUUCCUGAGAUACCACUAUGGGUGAAAAAUCCAGACUAUGAUCGUGUUGACUGGCUAAACAAGUUUAUUGAAUACAUGUGGCCUUAUCUUGACAAGGCCAUUUGCAAGACUGCCAAGGAUAUUGCCAAGCCAAUAAUUGAGGAGCAAACUCCCAAAUAUAAAAUUGAUUCCGUUGAAUUUGAGACACUGACGUUAGGGUCGCUGCCACCAACUUUUCAAGGUAUGAAAGUUUAUGUCACUGAUGAGAAGGAGCUGAUUAUGCAACCAUCAAUAAAGUGGGCUGGAAAUCCUAAUGUUACCGUUGCAGUAAAAGCAUUUGGAUUGAAGGCAACUGCUCAGGUCAUAGAUUUGCAAGUAUUUUUGGCACCACGUAUCACACUGAAGCCCUUGGUUCCAAGUUUUCCCUGUUUUGCUAAAAUCUACGUAUCACUAAUGGAGAAGCCUCAUGUUGACUUUGGGCUAAAGCUAAUGGGGGCUGACCUUAUGUCAAUUCCUGGCCUGUACAGGUUUGUUCAGGAGCUUAUCAGAGAUCAGGUUGCCAACAUGUAUUUAUGGCCCAAAACCCUAGAAGUAGGAAUUUUGGAUCCAGCAAAAGCCUCUAGGAGACCUGUUGGAAUACUCCAUGUGAAGGUUCUGAGGGCAAUGAAGCUAAAAAAGAAAGAUCUUCUUGGUGCAUCAGAUCCAUAUGUGAAACUAAAGCUUACAGAAGAUAAAGCUCCAUCAAAGAAAACAACUGUGAAGCACAAGAACUUGAACCCUGAGUGGAAUGAGGAAUUUAAUAUUGUUGUCAGAGACCCACAGACUCAGGUUUUAGAGCUGAAUGUUUAUGACUGGGAGCAGGUUGGCAAGCAUGAUAAGAUGGGUAUUAAUGCCGUUCCUUUGAAAGAUCUCAUUCCUGAAGAGCCAAAAGUUAUGACUCUUGAUCUCCUUAAAACCAUGGACCCAAAUGAUCCUCAGAAUGAUAAAUCACGUGGCCAGAUUGAUGUUGAAUUAUUGUAUAAACCCUUCAACGACGAUGACUUGCCAAAAAGCUUUGAGGAGUCAAAGACCAUGCCGAAAGCUCCUGAGGGUACACCUGCUGGUGGAGGUCUGCUUGUAGUCAUAAUCCAUGAAGCUCAAGAUGUUGAAGGAAAGCACCACACAAAUCCAUAUGUCCGGAUUCUUUUCAGAGGGGAGGAGAGGAAAACUAAGUAUAUAAAGAAGAAUAGAGAUCCAAGAUGGGAAGAGGAGUUUACAUUCUCAUUGGAAGAACCCCCCAUCAAUGAUAAACUGCAUGCAGAAGUUCUUAGCACCUCUUCAAGGAUGGGUAUCCUGCAUCCAAAGGAAUCCCUAGGUUAUGUUGACAUCAGUCUUUCAGAUGUUGUUAACAACAAAAGGAUCAACGAGAGGUACCAUCUCAUAGACUCAAAGAACGGGCGGAUCCAGAUUGAAUUGCAAUGGAGAGCAGCAGCUUAAGCAAACCGUUCCUUCCCCUGUUCCUUUUCUUGUUCAUGUUACUUCAAUUUUUAGAAUUUACACUGCUCAUUCUGCCAUAAACUUCUUGUUCAUGUACAUUGGUUGUAACAAUAGUAGCCAUGUCCAUUGUAAUUUGAGCUUUGUCUUUUUUUCCUUUUAGCGCUUUGUUUUCCUUGUGUACUUUUGAGGCUUGAUCACAUGAAAGAAUAUGCUUAGAACAAAAUUGAAGGGUUCCA
Messenger RNA from Rubroshorea leprosula, 2220 nucleotides. The record is from the annotation of a GenBank genome assembly. NCBI's taxonomy places the organism in Eukaryota, Viridiplantae, Streptophyta, Magnoliopsida, Malvales, Dipterocarpaceae.